This is a messenger RNA of Thrips palmi, 3260 nucleotides long. Its product is annotated as NF-X1-type zinc finger protein NFXL1. Gene Ontology annotation, biological process: regulation of DNA-templated transcription. Bases 385 to 3015 code for a protein of 876 amino acids. Gene Ontology annotation, molecular function: DNA-binding transcription factor activity, RNA polymerase II-specific; RNA polymerase II transcription regulatory region sequence-specific DNA binding; zinc ion binding. Lineage: Eukaryota; Metazoa; Arthropoda; Insecta; Thysanoptera; Thripidae. The record is from RefSeq and is a predicted model, not a curated record. Gene Ontology annotation, cellular component: nucleus. The transcript has 14 exons.
GCCGGGCUAAAUGAGUGAGGGGAAAUCCUACUUUUUCCCGUUUAGUUACCAGGCAUGCUGUUGAAUAUUAUAUUGAAGUGUGUUUGUAACAAGUUUUACGGCAGGCGUCUUCUGAUGGAGCACCUUUCAAGACAGAUAUGGUGUACGCUUUGAAUUUCUGGUUGGCUAUUCCAGUGAAUCUACACGCGUCUGCUAGGACGGCGGAGCGGACGACAGCCGACAGACAACUGACUUGUCAAUCUACCGAUCUGCCUCUCAUUUUCAGUCUCCUCGUCCUUUGCCAUAAGUUUCAUUCAUUUUCAUAUUUAAUGUAGACCAUGUGUGUAAAUCCCUACAAAACAAAUUUAUGUAUCGCCUAAAGUCGUUUGAUCACACUAAUUAGUCAUGGAAAGGGCACCUAGAGAUGGGGGAAGUCGCCCAAACCCUUGGCACCAGAAAAGAGGAGGGGGUGCUGCUGCGCCUGGUGGUGGUGGAGGCGGCGGUUCUAAAAGAGGUCCCUCUAAGAAGCAGGGUGGUUCUAAGAACAGUGGGAACUUGCAAACCAACCGAGUUGAAGAGAAAAGUAGCAUUGCUAAGUUUGAAGAAGCAAGGUUGAAGAUGGAGCAAGCUGCUAAAAAACAUUUUGUGUCAGACUAUCAGUCUUCAGAUGAGGAAGAUGAUGUUCAAAUUGAUCCUAUUGUUGGAGCGGUUCUUGAGACCUAUGCAGCAAUGGGUGGUGUAAACGCUGAUUUGGGACGGACCCAGCACUUUCUUGAAGAAGCUUUUCAGUCAGGUGCGGCUACUUGCCUCAUAUGUAUUGGCAGUGUCAAAAGAAUUGAUCCAGUUUGGAGCUGUUCAGCUUGCUUUUGUUUUCUUCACCUUACAUGCACGCAGCGUUGGGCGAAAGACUCGUUACUUCAUCAAAAAAACGCAUUGGAAGACCUUCCCAGAGAUAAACAUCCUUUGAAGAUUACUUGGCCAUGCCCAAAGUGCAGAAAAGAAUAUGAGAGUAAUGAUGUGCCACAGAGAUACUACUGUUUUUGUGGACAAAAGGAAGACCCAGCCUACCAUGCAUGGCUUGUUCCUCACUCUUGUGGUGAAACUUGUGGGAGGCCUUUGCAACCGGCCUGUGGCCACACAUGUCUUCUCUUGUGUCACCCAGGACCAUGUCCACCAUGCCCAAAGACUGUUCGUGUUCCCUGUCAUUGUAAAAAAGAAAAUCCUCGGCCUCAGAGAUGUAGUCAGAAGUCUUGGUCAUGUGGUAGUCAAUGUAGUGCAGUUCUAUCUUGUGGAAGCCACAGAUGUUCUGCCGUUUGCCACCCUGGUUUAUGUGAAGCAUGUCCAAGAAAAAGUGAGCAACUGUGUGCGUGUGGAUCCCAACGGCAAAAUCGACCAUGUGCAUCUCCCUUCUGGCAGUGUGAGAAGGUGUGUGGGAAGAGGCUUUCUUGCAAACACCAUUCAUGUGAAAAGGUCUGCCACUCUGGACCUUGUGGGGCAUGUCCCCUAAGUGAAAACCGCUCUUGCCCUUGUGGAAAAAUAUCGUACAAGAUACUUUGCACAGAGGAGAUUGCCCCAUGUGGGGAUACUUGCAAUCGUAUUCUCAACUGUGGAGUACAUGCUUGCCCUGAGCGCUGCCACAAAGACAAAUGUGGGACAUGUCUUGAGGUAACAGUCAAGCAAUGUCGCUGUGGCUUGCAUACUAAGGAAUUGCCUUGUGCAAAGGAGUUCCUGUGUGAAACAAAAUGUAAACGCUCCAAGGAUUGUGGCCGUCAUCCUUGCAAUCGCAAGUGCUGUGACACUCAGUGCCCUCCUUGUGAGAAAGUUUGUGGUCGCACCCUGACGUGCGGCCAGCACAAGUGCGAGUCUGUCUGCCACCGCGGGCCGUGCUACCCGUGCCCCGUGACUGCCUCUGUGAGCUGCAACUGUGGCGCCUCGGUCAUCCACGUGCCUUGCGGCCGGCAGAGACGCACGCGCGCGCCGCGCUGCUCCAAGUUGUGUCUGAAUCCACCUGAAUGCCAUCACAAAAAGCGAGAAGAUCACGCCUGUCAUUUUGGUCACUGUCCGCCUUGUACACAAGUGUGUAACAUGCAGCAUUCUCAGUGUGGUCACAACUGCUCCAAACCGUGCCACUCUGCUGUGUGGAUGAAGGUGGAAAGACAGGCCCCGGCUGGACCUUGGGAACUUGCUGCCCCGCAGCUUGUGCAGCGUAAUCUUCCAUGCCCACCCUGCUCGGAACCGCUUCAAGUCAUAUGUUUAGGAAAACAUGACACUACAACCAUGCCUUGUCAUGCAGCAAAAUCCAUGUCAUGUGGGAAAAAGUGUGGUAGAAAUUUGAAGUGCACAAAUCAUCUUUGUGACCUAGAAUGCCACACUGUCAAUGGUGAUGAAGACUGUGAGACAUGUGAAAAUGCAUGUGAGCUUCCAAGAACUCCGGGCUGUCCUCAUGAGUGCCCUCUUCCCUGCCAUCCAGCACCCUGUCCUCCGUGCCGCGCCACACUGCGCCCGCGCUGCCACUGUGGUGUCACUCAGGUUUAUAUUAAAUGUGCGGAAUGGACCAAACCCGGCUGUGAUCGAGUAGCCCUAACAUCGUGCGGGAGCCCGUGCCCCAAAAGUUUUCCAUGUGGGCACAAGUGUACCGCACUUUGCCAUCCUGGGGAUUGCCCAGACGCUGACAAAUGUGCAAAGAAAACCAAGGCAUACUGCCCAUGCCGACGAGUCAAGAAAGAAGUACGCUGUGAUAUCUUGCGAUCAGCAGAAUUUUCUCUGCCCUGUGAUGAAACAUGUGAGGUGCUGAAACUUCAAAAAGAAAAGUCCGAGGUUGAUGAAAACAAGAAACGGCGUGCUAAAGAAGAAGAAGAAGCUAGAAUUGAAGCGGAAAGAUUUCAGAAGCGUAUGGAAGGAACAGGUCGUCGGAAAACUCGUAAUAGGAAUCAAAAUGAAAUGAAAGAUGACAAUAAGCGGUCUGCCUUCUUUUAUCUCUCAGUAACUGCUGUUGUUAUUGUUUUUGUGGCAAUUUUGUACUUCCAAUUGUCUUAACAAUUUUUAAAAAUAUUGAAUUGUAUGUAUCUAUGUAAUCUGAUUAUGUACGUAGUUGUUUGUGACUUUUAUCUGCAAUACUUUUCACAGCUUUAUGUGAUCCGAUUUUGUUUGAUUUAUAUCAGCUGGGCAGCAAGUAUUUGUGUUCAUUUUUUAUUUAUUUAAAAAAAAUGUAAGGGGAUUAUUUAUGGGUUAUUCAUGUAGGAAUGGAUUUUAAAUUAAAAUGAUAAACUGGGUAUGAGUUA